AUGGUAGAAAACAUUUCCAGAACAAACCUUAGCUACCGUGGAGAUACUGGUGGCAUCGAGGAAGCCAUAGAUGACGCACCUUUACAAACUGACUCCAAAUUCUAUGAUGACGAUGGCCGUGUUAAACGAACAGGCACUGUUUGGACUACAUGCUCCCACAUAAUAACAGGUGUGAUAGGAUCUGGAGUGCUCUCCUUAGCCUGUGGCGACACCGAAUUUGGAAAGAGAAACUAUACUUUCAUGGAUGCAGUUCACAAUAUUCUUGGUGGGCCCAGUGUUAAGAUUUGUGGGGUAGUUCAGUACUUGAAUCUUUUCGGAAGUGCAAUAGGAUACAAUAUUGCGGCUGCCAUGAGCAUGAUGGAAAUCAGAAAGUCUUACUGUGUCCAUUCCUCUCAUGGCGAAGACCCGUGUCACGUUUCGGGCAACGCUUACAUGAUAGCUUUUGGUGUGGCACAACUUUUCUUUUCUCAAAUUCCAGAUUUUCACAACACGUGGUGGCUCUCAAUAGUUGCAGCAGUCAUGUCGUUCUUCUAUUCUACAAUUGCUCUCGCUCUUGGAAUUUCCAAAGUUGCAGAAACGGGUACUGUCAUGGGUAGCCUCACAGGAAUAAGCAUCGGGACAGUGACCCCGGCCCAAAAAGUAUGGGGGGUUUUCCAAGCUCUUGGAAAUAUUGCCUUUGCCUAUUCAUAUUCUUUCAUUCUCCUGGAAAUUCAGGACACCAUCAAAUCUCCACCAUCGGAAGGAAAAGCAAUGAAGAAGGCUGCAAAGCUAAGUAUUGGAGUAACCACCACAUUUUAUUUGCUCUGUGGCUGCACGGGCUAUGCUGCUUUUGGAGAUGCUGCACCAGUUCACCUUUUCGGAGCAUACCAAGUGUAUGCCCAACCCCUCUUUGCCUUCGUUGAGAAAGAGGCAGGAAAAAAAUGGCCCAAAAUUGACAAAGGAUUUGAAGUUAAAAUUCCCGGUUUGCCAGUCUACAAUCAAAACAUAUUUAUGUUAGUUUGGCGGACAAUUUUUGUCAUCGUCGCCACAUUGAUUGCAAUGUUGAUUCCUUUUUUCAAUGACGUUUUGGGAGUGAUUGGAGCAUUGGGAUUUUGGCCUUUAACUGUUUACUUUCCUGUGGAGAUGUAUAUUAUUCAGAAGAAGAUCCCAAAAUGGAGUAGGAAAUGGAUUUGUCUGGAAAUAAUGAGUACUUUCUGCCUCUUCGUUUCUGUUGUGGCUGGUCUUGGUUCAUUGAUUGGUGUCUGGAUUGACCUGAAGAAAUACAAACCAUUCAGCUUAGAGAAUUGA
This is a messenger RNA of Vicia faba (fava bean), 1287 nucleotides long. The record is from the annotation of a GenBank genome assembly. NCBI's taxonomy places the organism in Eukaryota, Viridiplantae, Streptophyta, Magnoliopsida, Fabales, Fabaceae.